GGGGGAGGGAGUCGGCCUCCAGUUCUAAUAUAUAAGCGACGUUGCAUCCUCCACUCUCCACAUUACACAGUUAUCCUCUAACCGAUAAUGAAUAGCAUCAAAGCCGUGAUUGUGUGUUGCCUCCUGGUGACCGUCUCCGCCGGUGUAGACCGAAGAAGAGGUGGACAAGGAUCCAACAGAUUCCUUCCUGGAGGCUUCGCUGACGUCCACGGAGGCGGUCUCUUCGGCAGCGGUUUUAAUGGUGGCGGAAUCCAUGGUGGAAUUCAUGAUGGAGGUAUCCAUAGUGGAAUACACGGUGGUAGUGCUAUUAUCGGCAGUGGAAUCUCCAGUGGCCCAAGUGAAUGCAGAUAUUGGUGCAAGACUCCGGAGGGUCAAGCCUACUGCUGCGAGACGGUGCAUGAACCAGAGACACCUGUUGGCACCAAGCCACUCAAUUGCCCACAAGUCCGUCCCACAUGCCCACGAUUCCAUGGACCCCCCAAUACCUGUUCCAACGACUACAAGUGUGCUGGCCUCGAUAAGUGUUGCUUCGACAGGUGUUUGGGAGAACACGUAUGCAAACCUCCCUCAUUUUUCAAUAAUCAUCUCCCCUUUUAAAGGUGGUUAUUGCUAAUAAAGAGCCAUCGGUCUUGGUGGCCGUCUCCGCCGGUGUAGACCAAAGGAAAGGUGGGCAAGGAUCCAACAGAUUCCUUUCUGGAAGCUUCGCUGGCGUCCACGGAGGUGGUCUCUUCGGCGGCGGUAUUCAUGGUGGUGGAAUCCACGGUGGUAGUGCUAUUAUCGGCGGUGGAAUCUCCAAUGGCCCAAGCCAAUGCAGAUAUUGGGGCAAGACUCCAGAGGGUCAAGCCUACUGCUGCAUGAACCAGAGACACCUGUUGGUACCAAGCCACUCAAUUGCCCACAAGUCCGUCCUACAUGCCCGCGUUUCCAGGACCCCCCAUUACAUGAUCCAACUACUACAAGUGUGCUGGCCUCGAUAAGUGUUGCUUCAACAGAUAUUUGGGAGAACACGUGUGUAGACCUCCCUCAUUUUUGAAUAACCAUCUCCGCUUUUAAAUGUGGUUAUUGCUAAUAAAGAGCCAUUGAUGUUCCGGUUGAUAACGGAAAAUAGUAAAUCUUUGAUUUGUA
Molecule: messenger RNA, 1125 nt
Organism: Penaeus monodon (black tiger shrimp)
Lineage: Eukaryota; Metazoa; Arthropoda; Malacostraca; Decapoda; Penaeidae
Product: trihydrophobin-like
Exons: 2
Coding region: 88-597 (169 amino acids)
Cellular component (GO): extracellular region
Molecular function (GO): peptidase inhibitor activity
Source: RefSeq, a predicted model, not a curated record